AUGAGCGCGACGACGACGACGACGAAAAACGCGCAAACUUUACUCGCGAGAAUGCUUCGCGUCGCCAAGUCGUAUAAAGAUUACAACGUCCGCGAGUACCUCGUGCGAAGGACGAACGAUGCGUACGAAGGUACGAAAGAAAAACCGGAGGAGUUUGAAAAGUUCGCGGAGAAAGAGCUGAAAUGGAUGGAAAGGCAAGAGAAAGUGUACGAGAUGUACGGGAGCGAACGGAAGAGCGUUUUGGACGAUUCGACAGACGACGUGGCAACGACGAGGAAGUAG
Molecule: messenger RNA, 282 nt
Organism: Bathycoccus prasinos
Lineage: Eukaryota; Viridiplantae; Chlorophyta; Mamiellophyceae; Mamiellales; Bathycoccaceae
Exons: 1
Coding region: 1-282 (93 amino acids)
Source: RefSeq, a predicted model, not a curated record